CCCGGGGCUAUCGCAGACCAAGCAGGGGCUGCUAUCUCAAACCUGGCUGCAAAGUUUGUUUUUCAUGAAGCUAUGUCAGAUGAUACCUGGAAAACAGAAUAGGACAAAACGUUUCCCGAUUACGUUAGCAGCUGGAGGUUUAUCUACUUGCCGGAUUGGCGGGACGUUGUUCCGUGUUACAUGAUCUGUACAAAAGGUGCAUUAUAAAUACAGGACACUGAAAUAAAAUUCCUCAAGUUGCUAUGGCGUUGGAUUUAUUAAGACUCUUUAAUUACGUUUCAUCUAAAUUUCAUACUUGCAACAUCUUACAAAUUGUGAAAUGGAAAUUUUACCCUUGCAAAAACUUCAACAAAGUUUUGUAUCCACAAUGUGGCCAGAUUUUAUCAAAAGGAUAUCUGAAGAUAUACCAUCAAUGGAUCCCUCAUAAAGGAUACCACAGUGCAGUCAGAGAUCAGCCUGGUUCCACUCCAGGGACAGUGUGUCUCCAUGGAGAUGCGGGGGGCAGCAUUGAAAUGAGCAGCGAACAGGAGCAGUCCUCUUUCGAAGAGGAGUUUUUAAAAACAUUGAACGAUAGUAAAACUGCCAAACAGAUUUUUAAACUGCUGAAAUCAUUGAAGUGCAUUACAGACAUAAUGGCUGCUUCAGCCUUGCUUAAAAUAUCACAGGUUGAAAAAGAUGACAGUGGGCUGAGAAACCCUGCAGUACUGCUGGAGAAUGAAACAGUCAAGGCAUUGUGCUUCCAGUUCGACCAAGAGUCAGAGAGGCUGAGCAUUCGAGCACUGGCUACUGCACUGUGUGCUUGUGUCCAAUUGUACGUGGACCCACAGAGCACCCUCAUGAUGAGAUUGUUGUCUGAAAGCCGAGAGAGGCUUGGCAAAGGUCAGAUGCUCAUUAAGGACUUGUGUUUGCUGGGCAAGGCCUUUCUGGAAUUGGAGGGCCCGAGAUCUGAAAUACUUGAGCAAAUAAUGGAGCAAAUUCAAGGACUGAAAAUGGAUAUCUGGACACCUGAAGAAUUCAUAAUGGUUUAUAACCUGCUGGCGGCUGGUGUGGGAGAAGGAGGAAAUUACCAAGAGCUGCUAAACAAAAUGAAUUCCUGUUUACUUCAUUUAGCUUCAAGGCUGAGUCAUAAAGCCAAAAGUGACAUACUCAAUGCAAUGGUUGUUCUCAAGCAAACCCAGGCAAUUCCUUUGGUAAUUAGCCUCUGUAAGCAUUCAGUGCGACAUGUUCCUCAUUUCUCAGACCAGGAGCUCGUACCAGUACUGAACGCUCUAAUGUGCUUUGGACUCAGUGACCGUUUUUUUAUUGAUGCCCUGGAACGCAAUAUCCCCAAAAAAGCCUUUGUCAUGCAGCCUGAAGCAAUCAGUAAGGUGAUGCAAUAUUGCAACCAGCUACGCAUCCUUUCACCACCCAUAUUUGAUGCAGUUGCUGAGAGUUUUGUUUACAAUUCAGACAACUUUACAACCAAAGAAAUUGCCUUACAAAUAGUACCAUUUGGCCGGUUAAAUUAUUUGCCUCCAAAUGCAGGUCAGUUGUUUCGAAAGAUUGAAAGCCUAUUAAGGGACCGGUUUUCCCAAUUUCAGCCUCAUACUCUGCUGGAUCUGCUUCAUUCCUGUAUACUAGUAGGACGAUUUCCUGUGAACUUUGUAUCCAAGGUUUUUAGUCCCUACUUUCUGCAGCUGCUAGAAGCCCAAGGAAAUGGACUAGACAAGUUUGUUCUUGCCCAGCUAACCCAGCUGUUCAUGACGAUGAAACUAGAGUGCCGAAUGUAUGAGGGUCCCAGUCUUCCUCCCAAGUAUCGGGUAAAAUCAUUUUUCACACCAGGACGUUCGCUUGAAAGCUUAGUAGAUGAAUCUCUCUAUGGCAAAGUUAAGAAUGCUCUGACAGAUCUUCUAGGAGCGAGGAAUUACUUUGCCUCUCGGGUGCUGACACCCUACGGCUAUAUAUUAGAUGCUGAGAUUAAACUGGAUGAGGAAGGAUAUGUGCUUCCUGCCUCCUGGCAUGAUGAGGUAUUUAGGAGAAUAGCACUGUGCAUUGAUGACCAAAAAAGAUUCACCAUAAAUAGUCAAAAUCUCCUUGGAAAAGAAGCUAUUAAACAGAGGCAGCUGCAGCUGCUAGGCUAUGAUGUUGUUCAGAUUCAAUUCUAUGAAUUUGACCAGCUGCAGACCCAAGAGGAGAUGGUUGGAUAUCUUCACAAGAAGAUGUUUCCACACAGCUACAGACUUGCUUGGUGAAGAAAAGAAAAUGAAAAGCCGAUCACCACAUCAGAAACCCAAAUGGCAGUAGAUUUU
This is a messenger RNA of Mobula hypostoma (lesser devil ray), 2288 nucleotides long. RefSeq names its product FAST kinase domains 3 (gene fastkd3). Bases 243 to 2231 code for a protein of 662 amino acids. NCBI's taxonomy places the organism in Eukaryota, Metazoa, Chordata, Chondrichthyes, Myliobatiformes, Myliobatidae. The record is from RefSeq and is a predicted model, not a curated record. Gene Ontology annotation, cellular component: mitochondrial matrix; ribonucleoprotein granule. The transcript has 7 exons. Gene Ontology annotation, biological process: regulation of mitochondrial mRNA stability; mitochondrial RNA processing. Gene Ontology annotation, molecular function: RNA binding.